AUGAACAGUGGGUUCCAGCAUACACAGAAUCUGGGCUUUAUUGCCCAGCAAGCCGCUAUACAGAGCAGAGUCAAAGUGGGUGUAAGGGGAUGGCAGAAUGCGACGCGGCAAGACUUGGUGAAUUUCGUUAGCAGGAAAACGCGCAUAGCAAUAACCGAUUCACAGGUGCAGGGUGACAUGGUUGUUGGGUUUGUGAAUAACCAGCAAGAUGCAGACUCUCUAAUCAAUUGGAAUGGUGUGAGAUUUGCGGGGAAUGCAUUGAAGUUCGAGAUAAUAAAUGAUAAUGGUGCUGGUGGAAACACGGGCACAUCGAAUACAAUCACAUUACUAAAAAGUUUCUUGUUCAAGCGCUAUAAUGCACAAACCAAAAUGAUGGAUUUGGGAAACCUUCGGAAUGAUCCUGAUUUAGUCACUAAUGGUUUAUUUUCCUCAACGUCCACACAGUCAAAGAUGUUCCCUGCCAUGAUGAAAUUAGCUUCUAAAGAACCUCAAUUGAUUGUGGAAAGCAUCAAUUUGUCCAACAACAACCUACGGGACGUUAAUAUGAUCUCAUCAAUUGCACAGACUUUCCCAAAUUUGAAAAACUUAUGUUUGGCAAACAAUCAGAUUUCCAAAUUUCGUUCACUAGAAGUUUGGAAAGGAAAAUUCAAACACUUGCGGGAAUUGUUGAUGAUGAACAACCCCGUCACGACUGAUCCCCUGUAUCGAACAGAAAUGUUGAGACUUUUUCCCAAGUUAGUAAUCCUUGACAACGUCUUGAUCAGAGACGAAAACAAACUUCAACAAUUGUACUCCAUUCCUAUGAAGAUACAACAAUUUUUCUUUGAAAGCAACGAGCUAGGACAAUCUUCAACUGACUUUGUUACAAACUUUUUAAACCUAUGGGAUACGAAUAGGGUGCAGUUGAUGGGCUUGUAUUCUCCUCAGUCACAAUUCUCUAUUUCAGUUGACUCUUCUGUGCCCAGCUCCAGUGUCUCAAACUCUGAUCAAAAUCCAACGUUUAGCUUUUAUCUUCCCUUAUCGCGCAAUUUAACCAAAGUUUCCAGUGAAAAGACAAAACAGCAAAGACUGGCGAUGGGACAGGAAGCAAUUGAUAAAUUAUUUAGUUCAUUGCCAAAAUCAAAGCAUUAUUUACAAGAGCAACCAUCGAACUACUCUUUGGAGGCAUGGUCUUAUCCCCAAGUUCAAGGAUUCAUUAUCACUCUUCAUGGGUUCUUUGAAGAGGUUGACAAACCUGAAAUUGACGCUAAUAAGGGCACUUCGUCUACCUCGGGAGGAAGGCAUAGAAGAUUUAAUCAUGGACACAACAAUAACUCUCUCAACAAGCUAAGUAGAAGAUCCUUCGACAGAACUUGGAUUAUUGUACCUAAUCAAGGGAAUGUCAUUAUUGCCUCUGAUCUUUUCACUAUAAGGCCGUACGCAGAUGGCUCUUGGAUUGAGCCUCAACAGCCUACCAGUAUUCAACAGACAGCCACCGCUCUAACAGGAGUUGGCAAUAUUCCACCUUCAAUGGGUGUUCAACAACCAGGAGUUUCACCACAAGGUUUAGUCCAGCAGGGUCUGUCACAGCCAGGCCUUCAGCAACCAGGUAUUCAACAAUCAAAUGGACAAAUGAACCUGCAACCGGGGAAUCUAGCCCCACCUGCCGGCCAACUCCAGUUGCCACCCGAAGUUCAGGCGAAGUUGAAUCCUCAUCAGCAAGAGCUACUGAAUAAAUUGCACAUUGAAACAAAAUUGAAUGCAGAAUAUACAUAUAUGCUUGCAGAGCAGAGUGGCUGGAAUUACGAAAUUGCCAUAAAGGGAUUCCAGGAAAGCAUGAACAACAUACCACGACAGGCAUUUAUUUGA
This is a messenger RNA of Lachancea fermentati, 1848 nucleotides long. The record is from the annotation of a GenBank genome assembly. NCBI's taxonomy places the organism in Eukaryota, Fungi, Ascomycota, Saccharomycetes, Saccharomycetales, Saccharomycetaceae.